This is a messenger RNA of Osmerus eperlanus (European smelt), 4993 nucleotides long. It is a transcript of the gene znf740a, whose product is annotated as zinc finger protein 740a. Gene Ontology annotation, cellular component: PcG protein complex; nucleoplasm; nucleus. Gene Ontology annotation, molecular function: DNA-binding transcription repressor activity, RNA polymerase II-specific; RNA polymerase II cis-regulatory region sequence-specific DNA binding; DNA-binding transcription activator activity, RNA polymerase II-specific. The record is from RefSeq and is a predicted model, not a curated record. Lineage: Eukaryota; Metazoa; Chordata; Actinopteri; Osmeriformes; Osmeridae. Gene Ontology annotation, biological process: regulation of transcription by RNA polymerase II. The transcript has 21 exons. The coding region runs from base 298 to 2268 and encodes 656 amino acids.
UAGUUGCUCUUCACCAACAUGGUUGACGUUCACAAGCUCUCUCUCCAAUCGCAUGACAGGGUUCUCCUCGAAGAGCACGUCCGGUAGCGUUUCCUGUGUUUGUAAACGAAAGAUAUCGGAACACAGGCGACGGGCUUCGAGAAAAAAAAAAGAUCGACGAGAGAACAUAUUAGUUUUAGUGCUAGAUGAGUGAGGUGGGUGUGGCCUCCCGUCAGACCGACCAUCCUGAUUGACGGAUCACUGGAUGACCUUAUCCCCUAUCCUGUCCCUGCCCUCACAUACACCGUUCCCACUGCAAUGUCACACCUGCCCAGCAGCUCAGUCCGCGACCAUAUGAAAUGGGCGGGGCUGCUUGGCUGUGAGGCCGUGCUCUCAAGUAUGGCCCUGAUGCAGGCGAGCUCCAUGGCCGGUCCACCCAAGAAAAUGAUGACCCCACUUGGCCAUGGACCGCCCCAGAGGGAAGGCCCUGACCGUGGGCCUCAGAGCCACAUGAUCCUGCCGUCUGGGAUGAGCUGUCCCCCCUUGCUCAUUCGGAAGGAGGGUGACUUUCAUGCACCCCGCUUGCUGGAUGAGAAGGAGAUGAGGGCCAAUGAGGAGAUGCAGCUAAAAAAGAAGAACAGGAAAUCUGGAACACCCUGUAAAGUGAGAGAGCAGGAUGGACGGGGAGGCAAGGUGGUGGUUGUUGAUGAGAAUGGUAACUGUCCAGUAUCCAAAGUGCAGAAAAAUUUCAUCUGUGAUCAUUGUUAUGGAGCAUUUAGGAGUGGCUAUCACCUGAAGAGACACAUCCUCAUUCAUACAGGGGAGAAGCCGUAUGCUUGUGCCAUAUGUGACAUGAGGUUUAUUCAGCGUUACCACCUGGAGAGACACAGCCUCAUUCAUACGGGGGUGAAGCCGUACGCUUGUUCCAUGUGUGACAUGAGGUUUUUCCAGCGUUACCACCUGGAGAGACACAGCCUCACUCAUACGGGGGUGAAGCCAUACGCUUGUUCCAUGUGUGACAUGAGGUUCUUCCAGCGCUACCACCUGGCGAGACACAGCCUCACUCAUACGGGGGUGAAGCCAUACGCUUGCUCCAUGUGUGACAUGAGGUUUUUCCAGCGCUACCACUUGGCGAGACACAGCCUCACUCAUACGGGGGUGAAGCCAUAUGCUUGCGCCAUGUGUGACAUGAGAUUUUUCCAGAGAUACCACCUGGCAAGACACAGCCUCACUCACACGGGAGUGAAGCCAUACGCUUGUUCCAUGUGUGACAUGAGGUUUUUCCAGCGCUACCACCUGGCGAGACACAGCCUCACUCAUACGGGUGUGAAGCCGUAUGCUUGCUCCAUGUGUGACAUGAGGUUUAUUCAGCGGUAUCAACUGGAGAGACACAGCCUCACUCAUACAGGGGUGAAGCCGUACGCUUGCACCAUGUGUGACAAGAGGUUUUUUCAGCGCUACCACCUGGCGAGACACAGCCUCACUCAUAUGGGAGUGAAGCCGUACGCUUGCACCAUGUGUAACAUGAGGUUUGUUCAGCGCUACCACCUGGCGAGACACAGCCUCACUCAUACGGGAGUGAAACCUUACGCUUGCACCAUGUGUGACAAGAGGUUUUUUCAGCGCUACCACCUGGCGAGACACAGCCUCACUCAUAUGGGAGUGAAGCCGUACGCAUGUACCAUGUGUGACAUGAGGUUUUUUCAACGCUACCACCUGGCGAGACACAGCCUCACUCAUACGGGAGUGAAACCUUACGCUUGCACCAUGUGUGACAAGAGGUUUUUUCAGCGCUACCACCUGGCAAGACACAGCCUCACUCAUAUGGGAGUGAAGCCAUACGCUUGUUCCAUGUGUGACAUGAGGUUUGUUCAGCGCUACCACCUGUCGAGACACAGCCUCACUCAUACGGGGGUGAAGCCGUAUGCUUGUUCCAUGUGUGACAUGAGGUUUAUUCAGCGUAACCAUCUGGAGAGACACAGCCACACUCAUACGGGGGAGAAGCCAUUUGCAUGUGACAUGUGUGAUAUGAGGUUUAUCCAGCGCUACCAUCUGGAGCGACACAAGCGUGUCCACAGCGGAGAAAAGCCUUAUCAGUGCGAGAGAUGCCAGCAGAACUUUUCACGGACCGAUCGGCUGUUGCGGCAUCGGCGGUUGUGCCAGGGCCGUGGUGUGGCAAAGGUGGAGAACCAGCCAUGUUGUGAGCCUCGCCCAUAUCCCCAGGAGCCCCCACCGGCUCCACCUACCUGGAGCCCCCUGCACCCCCCUCCUGGUCGGCUUGCAGUCUGACAUUCCCCUCCCACACAUGACCACCACCUCUCCUUAGAGACAGGACUGGCCCCAUGGUCUCUGCCACUGAGCCCUAUGCUUAGUGGCGCCACACUCUGGCACAGACUGAUUCUGCAGCUCCAGUCCUGAGGUUACUUAUGACAGAGGGACAUACAGUUUUGUCUUUUUCUUUCUUUCCUUUUUGUUUUUUUAGAUAACAUUUCUGGUCUGUUUUGUACUUAUUUGAUUUUACAAAGAAGUUGUUAUUGUUCAGAUUCAUUGUUUGGGGUUUUAGUGGUACUUUGAGGGUGGUUUUGUGGGUUGGGGGGAAAGGUAAGGCAUUUGGGGGAGGGGGGGGGGGGGCGGCGGCGGCGGCUACAGUUUGUCCUAAAGUCAUAGCAAUGAAGUGGGAUAUAUAUAUAUAUAUAUACAUGAAUAUUUAACAACACACAGCAGAGGAUAUCUGGAAAAUGUAGAAAUGACUGUUUUUACAGAAAAUCUGGACAAUGGUACUUGGGGCAAACCUGUAAAAACAAGAAGGGCUUGAAUAGUGAGUGAUACAAAUGGACAGUCCACAGUUGAGCAUGGAGAAAUCCUAAUAGGUCAGGGUACAGGAUAUUGUCUGUCAUAGUAUCCUGUACCAUGUUCUGUUUGUUGCAAGGUAGUGAUGUGCUGAUGACUCAGGAAGUGGCACAGGAUAGGACAGCCUUUGCAAGUUCACCCCCACACAGCUAUUACAUACUAGUGUAUGUAUAGAUUUCUAUGACAAAAAGUGGGAAGCUUUCUCUGACUAAGGUUCAUAUAAGGAUAUAUGUUUGAAAUGGCACAAGAUGGCAGCUUCAGCCAGUCCCAUUACUUUGUAUGUACAGAUCAUCAUGUUCAGAGAAUGGCAGGAGAUAUACAGAAUCUUGUGGCCUUAGAGCGUGCUUGUUUUUUGUUAUGUUCAUUUGCCUUUUUUAUUUUCUGAACUAAAGGUUUAAUUAUCCUUAUUGUUAUAAGAUUUACAAGGACGAGCCACUGCCUUUUACCAUCGAGGUAUGUUUUUUCCAAAGCUUAUAGAACACUCAGUAGUGUUGCAGCAUACUGGUGGGCAAAAAUGUAUACAUAUUUCUGGUUAGUACUGAUGAUAAUGUAACCCAUCAUAUCAUCUGGAAGAACCAGAAGUUUUGACAAUUCCAGUGAGAUGCUAAUAGUGCAUACUUUACUUUCCCUCUUGCAUUGCUUUGGCGAGCUUCAGGCUUUAGCCACAGCUGUAUCAACACUUGCUUGACUCCGCUGCACACUAACGAAUGCCUUCUUUUAAGAUAUUAUGUAGUUGGUGUGUAUAUAAUGGAUGUCUGUUAUGUUCUUGGGUUUAGCCUUAAAUAAGAGCGGAUUCAUCAAUAAUCAUUGUAGUGCUAAAUGAUAUAGUAAUUAAUGAUUUUCCGUAACCUGUAUUAAACUUUAAUUAUGCUGUCUGUGGUUACCCCCUCCAAGUGAAAUGGCAACAAGCUUGUUUAGCAUACUGUUCGUCUACCCACUCUGCAUCUAUCAACUUAGUCAGGUUCAGUAUGUGUAUCAGUGGUCUUUCACAGCUUGUCUGUGGGCUAGUAGUUUUUUUUUAAUUGUUUUUUAACUCUUGGUCCUAAUUACCGGGACUUCACUCAAACUGUACAUUUGAUUACAAUAUCUAAAUGUUACUCAUUACAUUUUAUAAGCCCACUGUAUAACCCACAAGUGUCGGUGUGUAUCAAAGGCCUAAUCUAAACUUGAGACCUGUUGUGUAUAAAAUGAAAUAAUUUACUGAUAUCAGUAGGAUAUCUGGGUAUAAAUUGACUUGUGCCUGGAUCUCAAAGUAAGGUUUGACUCAAGUGAGGAAGUAAUGCGAUCCAGUAAAAUGUUGGAAAAGGUAUACAAGAUUUUACAGACCAAGUUUGAGAGAAGUGAUAUAUAUAUUCUCUGGCCCAGUCUCCUGUCCCUAAAGGCAAUGAAAUGGUUGCUGACUGCCAUGACUACCCACUAGUCUGGCCACAGGGCAAAGAAGGGUUACUUCUAUAUGUUAGAUCCCAGGCCAAUCUCAUAUUGUUAUUGAUCUACUGGUGAAAAUGCAAUAGACUCCAUGAUCAGUUAAGAUGAGGUUUUAUUUUCCAAAUAGUCAGACAGAAUACUGAGUUCUUUCUCCUCCAUGACAUUAUGAUAAUUCUGUUAACAAUAAGGACCUUUUUUUAUUUCUGAUAAAAUGUAAACACUGGAGUGAUAGAAACAAAAGAUGAAGAACAUACAGUACUAGAGUUUAGUCUGUAGACAGCCUCUUACUCCUCGACUUGACAAAGGUGGACAGAAACAUUUGGAUCAGUAAUGUUGAGAGCCCAGGAUGUUAAGUAAUUUAAAUAUUAGAGGCAGUAGUACUUAAAAUAAACUGUUUUUUAUACAAAUUCCCUGGUAUUUGUAGUGGAUUAUAUUGGUAGAGAUAUUAAGUAAGCAACAGCAUCUACAGUAGUUAUCACAAAUUAGUAUUUUUGUUUAUUAGUCUUGCAUGCAGAGUUAUGAUCCUCAGUUAAGAUAGGAUCUUAUAUUGAUUAUUUUGUGUAGGCAAAAUGAGUGCAUAAGAAUAACUUUUCCUAAAAAAAAAUGUUACACUGAUUAUUGUAAAAAAAAAAAAAUGGGCAAACUAAUAUGUUCCCUUGUGAUCCAAUUAGUUUUAAUUGUACGGAGUGUGGGGAGAGGCUUCUUACCAUUAUGCUGAAAUAAAAUACUUUCUAAAAGA